GGGGGAGGGGCUUGUACGAGUGAACGCGGAAGUGAAGAGGACUCCAAUGCGGCCGUUCGUACCAGAAUUGCAGCGGUCGGGAACCUAUAUGGCUCGUGAGCCAUAUAUGGCUCUUCCGGUGACGGCAUAUGGCUCCCAGACAAUUUUGAGUUGAAAAAAAAAAUAAUAAUAAAUAAAAUUAAAUCAGUUUGGAACUGAUUUUAAAAUACUUGCGAUAUUUGCUUAAUAAUACUGUGUCAUUUUAAAGUAAACAGAAAUUAGUUUUGAAGAUAACAUUUCUCGGGUCACGGGUCCCGUGACCAGAAGUCGCAUUAAAAGAACGUGGAGUUUUCGCCACCGCCGCACCCGGCAAGAUGAGUGCUGUGGCCGCCCUCCCCGGUCGCCACCUUCGCCCAACUCCUCAGCAACAGCAGCAGCUGCAGCUGCAGCAGCUGCAUCAGAAAGAGUGGCGGCUGCAGCAGCAGCAGCAGCAGCAGCACAAGCAGCAGCUGCAUCACCACCUGCAGCGUCAGCAGCAGCAGGAGCAGCAGCAGCAGCAGCGUCAGCAGCAGCAGCAGCACAAUCAGCAGCAGCGCCUGCGUCAGAAGCACAAGCAGCAGCUGCAGCAUCAUUGGCAGGAGUUGCAGCAGCAGCAGGACAGGCAGGAGCAUAAUCUGCAGUCGCAUCAUCGUCAUCAGGAACAGCAACAGCAGCACAAUCAUCAGCAGCAGCACAAUCAGCAGCAGCAGCAGUUCGAGCGUCGUCAUCACGAUCAUCGUGCCACUCAGCAGCAUGAGCAGCAGCAGCAGCAGCACGACCAGAAUCGCAACCACCACCGCCGGCCGGACCGCGAGCGGCACAACGCCACUCCGCUGCCCAGCGCCUUCGUCGAGAGCUUGCGGCCGCUGUUCGCCGCGUUGGAUGACGUCGGCCGAGGCGCCGUGCACGUGGCCGAGAUAGAAUCUCGCUGGGGCGGCGGCGACGGCGGUGGCGGCGGUGACACCCGCGGCGGCGUCGGCAGCGGAGUUCUCGCCGCGCUCCGGAGGGCUGCUUCUCCCGGAGGUCACCUGACCUUCGAGCGCUUCGCCGCGGGUUUGGGUCGCGCCGCCGAGGAGAUGGACGCGACGGAAGAGCCGCCGGCGCCGGUGCCUUCCUCCUCGUCGUCGUCGUCAACAUCGUCGUCAACGUCGUCAACCUCACCGCCGCCGCCGUUGACCCCUUCGUCGCCACCGGCGUCGCUGUCGGUGAGGUGGUGGAGCGAUUGCCGCCAGCACGCUCCCCGCACCGCACCGCCACCGAUCCCGACAGGGCUCCGUGCCGCGCUGGCACGCGGGGCGGGGGUCACGGAGACUCCCGUGGAGUUGGUCCGGCUGGAACGGAACUCCGGAGUGAAGUUGCGUCGCCGCUGGGCACUCGGCCGGGAGAAAAGCGGACUCGUUGAACAGAGGGUUGUCAUGCCAUUGGCUCGCUGUGUGUGUGUGUGUGUGGCUGUCUGUGUGGCUCUGUGUGUGUGGCUCUUUGUGUGUGGCUCUGUGUGUGUGUCUGUGUGUGUGUCUGUGUGGCUGUCUGUGUGUGUCUGUGUGUGGCUCUCUGUGUGUGGCUCUGUGUGUGGGACUCUGUGUGUGUGUGGCUCUCUGUGUGUGGCUCUGUGUGUGUGUCUGUGUGUGUGUAUGUGUGGCUGUCUGUGUGUGUCUGUGUGUGGCUCUGUGUGUGUGGCUCUCUGUGUGUGGCUCUGUGUGUGGGACUCUGUGUGUGUGGCUCUGUGUGUGUGUCUGUGUGUGGCUCUCUGUGUGUGGCUCUCUGUGUGUGGCUCUGUGUGUGUGUCUGUGUGGCUGUCUGUGUGCCUCUGUGUGUGUCUGUGUGGCUCUCUGUGUGUGGCUCUCUGUGUGUGGCUCUCUGUGUGUGGCUCUGUGUGUGUGUCUGUGUGGCUGUCUGUGUGCCUCUGUGUGGCUCUGUGUGUGUGUCUGUGUGUGGCUCUGUGUGUGUGACUCUGCGUGUGUGUCUGUGUGUGGCUCUGUGUGUGUGUCUGUGUGGCUGUCCGUGUGGCUCUGUGUGUGUGGCUCUGUGUGUGUCUGUGUGGCUCUCUGUGUGUGGCU
Lethenteron reissneri (Far Eastern brook lamprey) is the source of this 2075-nucleotide messenger RNA. Its product is annotated as methylcytosine dioxygenase TET-like. The record is from RefSeq and is a predicted model, not a curated record. Lineage: Eukaryota; Metazoa; Chordata; Hyperoartia; Petromyzontiformes; Petromyzontidae.